Messenger RNA from Microbotryum saponariae, 1818 nucleotides. The record is from the annotation of a GenBank genome assembly. Lineage: Eukaryota; Fungi; Basidiomycota; Microbotryomycetes; Microbotryales; Microbotryaceae.
AUGCUCGCCUGCAGGUGCCAAGCCCGGCGGUCACUCGCUCAGGCCGUUCGCACACGAUCGCACGCGCCCCCCACCUCGUCGCCGUCGCACCGCCUCGUCGGUCGCACCAUCAGCACCUCCUCUCCCGCCUCGGCGCCCCCCUUGGGCUUCAGCUCGGCAUCAUCUACAUCUCACUCUGCGUCCUCUUCAGCUGGAAGACGCAACAUCCUUGGCCUCGGUGCUGCUGCCACAGUAGCAGCUCUGUCCGCCGCGGUGGUUGGGUCCUUGCUUGAGAACGUGGGUACUCUUCGGCCUAUCCUUGGUCGCUCGGCCUUUCGCCGCAUGGACCCAUUGGCCCCUUUCGGAUCCGAGCUAUGAUCUUGUACUGACGCUCAUUCUCUCUUCAUAGUCAUCGAAACCACUCGAGUGCAAGGCCGCUGCGAUCGAUAGGUCCACACACUCGGGCGAGCUGCCCGUCGAACUGCGCAAGCUCGGCCUAUCGUACGACGCAAGUACAGCAGACCACCCGGGCCGGCAGUCCAGAACGCGAUGCUGACACUUCAUUUUCUUUUCCCACUACGGCCUGCGACUUCUACAAUACGAUCGGGCCCGUGCAAUUCACUGGUCCCUCCCCCGACCACCCCCACAUGUGCUCACAGGCAAAGCCUCCUAUCGACCUCGACGACACUUCCAUCCCGAUGCGUGAUCGCAUGGUAGCCCACAUCCAGUCACUCCAGGAUAAUAUCUGUCACGUGCUCGCCACGCUCGAGAACGACGACCCCUCUUCCUCCCCUACUGCUGGAUCCGGAUCGACCGAAAAGAAGGACUUCCGGUCUUCGUACUACCUUCGGGACAACGGCAAGGGCUUUGGUGACUCGCGCGUAUUACAAGACGGUAAAACGUUCGAAAAGGCGGGGUGUAACAUCUCGGUCAUUCAUUCGACCUUGUCGGUCGCUGCCGUCAAGCAGAUGCGUGCCGAGCGGUUCGAUUGGUGGGACGGCAAAACCGAAUUGCCGUACUUUGUCGCCGGUUGCUCGUUGGUCGUUCAUCCCGUGAAUCCGCACGCCCCGACGAUUCACUUCAACUAUCGAUACUUUGAGAUCCACGACCCCAACGAUGAUCCCAAUGCCCCUCCCAAAGCAUGGUGGUUCGGAGGGGGGACCGACAUCACCCCUUCCUACCUCUACGAAGAGGACAUCCAGCAUUUCCACGGCUUGCACAAGCAAGCGUGCGAUCGACACGACAAAUCGUACUACCCCAAGUUCAAGAAGUGGUGCGACACGUACUUUUACCUCCCCUUCCGCGUUGAGACACGUGGUUUCGGCGGCAUCUUUUUCGACGAUUUGGCCGACGGAGACGAUGCCCAGGCCUGCUUCAACUUUGUGAGGGAUUGCUCGAAACAGUUCCUUAGGGCUUACUACCCCAUCAUGCAGAGGAGGAAGGAUCAGCCUUUUACCGAGGAAGAGAAGAGGUGGCAGCAGUUGAGGAGGGGCCGCUAUGUCGAGUUCAACAUGAACAUCGACAGGUCAGUCCCACCUAUUUCAAAGCUUGCCGGCGGACGGGUUUUGCGAUACUAAGCCGCCCUUUCUUUCAUUGCACACAGGGGCGUUCGCUUCGGAUUGGCGAUGAAGCAGCCUCGAGUUGAGAGUAUUCUCAUGAGUCGUAAGUCGAGCCAUUCAGACCCUCAGGUGAAAUGUGCAGCUGAUGUGCGCGCUGUGGGUGGUCCCUUCAGUUCCCCUAACCGCUCGAUGGGAGUACGAAACUGAAAUGGGCACGCAAGAAGGUUCGCCCGAGAAGAAGGUUCUGGACAUCCUCAAACAACCCAUCGAAUGGGUUUAG